CUGUUGAGUGGCUGAUUCUGAUUGAUAAUGAAGAUGGAAAAUUUGCAUGUUUACUGCUACACGUAUAACCUAUUUUAAAGCUUAAAUGUACUGUCUUAAAUGUGAGUGCUUGAAAUAGUCUCACUUAGAGAUGUAUCAUAAGAGACGGAAUAUUUCUUUUGUUCAUUUACUAAUCGCUGCACGGGCUGUACUGUUCUUGAAUGUGAUUCAGUCUCUUAAUAUAUGUUGUUUAUAUCUAAGGUUUGUGCGUCCUCAUGUACUGUUGAGUGGCUGAUUCUGAUUGAUAAUGAAGAUGGAAAAUUUGCAUGUUUACUGCUACACGUAUAACCUAUUUUAAAGCUUAAAUGUACUGUCUUAAAUGUGAGUGCUUGAAAUAGUCUCACUUAGAGAUGUAUCAUAAGAGACGGAAUAUUUCUUUUGUUCAUUUACUAAUCGCUGCACGGGCUGUACUGUUCUUGAAUGUGAUUCAGUCUCUUAAUAUAUGUCGUUUAUAUCUAAGGUUUGUGCGUCCUCAUGUACUGUUGAGUGGCUGAUUCUGAUUGAUAAUGAAGAUGGAAAAUUUGCAUGUUUACUGCUACACGUAUAACCUAUUUUAAAGCUUAAAUGUACUGUCUUAAAUAUGAGUGCUUGAAAUAGUCUCACUUAGAGAUAUAGCAUAAGAGACGGAAUAUUUCUUUUGUUAAUUUACUAAUCAUUGAUGUUGAUAGGGCGUGACCAUUUUGUGGAACACGUAUAUGACUAAAGUAAAGUGAGAAAAAUGGUAAGCAAAUUGCCACACGAAUUCAGGAAGUAUCAGCGGAACAGGACUCAGCUACGUCACAUACUGGAGGAGACGCAACGUACACUGGAGGUGAUCAAUCUCGAGAACUUCUUCCCUGGAGAGAAUAUUAUUGAGGAGUUGCUGCCUCCUUUGACCUUGGGUAAAGUGACACACAUUCUCGAUAAAUCUCCUGCAAUUGUCGUCUUCGGACAGGACAACAAAGCUAAAGCCUCGCUAGUCAAUAAUUUACUCUCCGCUGAUAUCUUACCGUUGUCCAAUGAUUCAUGGAGAUGGGUGAAGCUCACUUACGGUCAUACGAAUCAUGUCAGUCUUACAUUAGGUUUGGAAUACGAAGUAGUCGAACGAUUACAGGCAAACGAGCAAACAUGGAGCACGCUCCCUAUCGAAGAUCUAGCAAUGUCACUAAGCGAAGAUAUCAACUGUCCAACGGUGCUCGAAGUGAAGUUGGAUCAAGCGGUAUUGAAAGAGGGUGUUCAAAUAUUUGUUGUCCCUAACGACGGCGUAGUGAAGAUCCUCGCUAAAGGUUCACUGGGAAUUUUGCCGAUAUUCCUUUACGCUCUCGGCGAGCAACCACUGACUGAGAAAAAUUUGGAAGAGUUGAGGGACCUGAAAGAUACUUAUCCGUACAAUCCGAUCUUAUUCAUAUCGUCGCUGGCGAAUAUUUCGCUGGACGGCACGGACGCCGAGUUAACUGAAUCUGAGCAACACAGUCUGCAGAGUCGAGUAGAAGUGUCACGGGAAUCGAAAAGCGACGAUAGUAUUAACAUUGACAAAAUGAAUUCACUCGGUCUGACCUGGCUGGAUCAAUUGAGCAGCCUCGGAUUUCUCGGCAUGGAGGAAUCCGUGGAGGUUCACCGAUUAACGUGGCUCGUCGGCGACCAAUACGUCAAUAAAAACUCGAGCGACCUAGUGGAUUCAUGCAAGAAAACCGACCGCAUUUUACACUUUACGCGUGGCUGCUUGCAAAGCUAUCUGAUCAACGCCAGCACUUAUUUGAACGAGAUACACACGACCAGUCUACGUAAAUUUAUUUUAAGCGCAUUUGACAUGGCACGGAAAAUACAGAUCACCCCUAGAAGAAUACAAUAUGCCCAACAAAAAGAAAACGAACUUUAUGCUAGUCUAAUGAAGGUUGUUAAUGAGCAGCAGGUGCAGUUAACCGAGUUAAUACAGUGUAUUAUCCAGGAGAUGAAGGACGGUAUAUCGGAAUCCACCAGUGAUAUUGAUAACCAGUACCAAACUGUUCCUUCCAACGAUGACGAACAAACCGAGUGGACGGUUACUGUCCGCGUCGCGACGUCGGAGGUCCAGCGAUUCGUGUUGGGCCGUUUGGGCGAGAAAGUCGCAAAGGAGCUCGUCAAUUCUGUCAAUUGUCUUCGAGAGACGUUUAUCGGGACUCUUCAACGCUGUCUAGUGAGCCUCGAAAAAACUUACGACUACGACAGCAGCCUGUUGGCCAGCGACGCUCUAAAGCAAAUACUCUCCGCGGCGUACAACGUGGAGUUGCAUAAUUCAUCGCCGUCCUUGGUGCACUCAUUCCUGGAACGAUUGAGACAGCUUUUCAAAUCAUUACCGCUACCGUGGACACCCACUCCGACACUGGACGCGGCUUGGAGGAAGAAGAUCACCAUCGAUAUCCUGAACUCGUUGUCGGCGGCGAGACUGGCGAAGGCGAUUUCCGCGCAGUUUAGAGACAAGCUGAGGUCAUCGCACGAUGCUUUCCAAACUGCGCUGAGAUCCUUGGAGAAUUAUUACUCGGGAAAGUUGGAGAGGACUGAGGAACAGAGAAUAGCCAUACGGAAAUAUCACGCGCCCAAGUUGGCCAAACUCGCGCUCGAAUCGACGUCGAUGGUGGAUGCAAUCCGUUUUGGGAUCCCCCAUUGCGGCAAGGAGAUUGGCAGGGGACAGUACGGCGUGGUAUUUGCCUGUGACGGCUGGGGCGGCGCGCCGGGACCGUGCGCGGUAAAAUCCGUUGUUCCACCGGACGAGAGACAUUGGAACGAUCUCGCUAUGGAAGUUUACUAUACUAGAUCGAUACCGGAUCACAAAAGAAUAGUGAAGCUUCGUGGAUCGGUCAUAGACCAAUCGUACGGCGGGGGAUAUGGAUUGGGCGCUGCGGUCCUCUUGAUUACUGACCGGCUGAGCCGCGACCUGUAUUGCGGCAUACAUGCCGGUCUCUCGUGGCUGGAACGUAUACAAAUAGCCAUAGACGUCCUCGAGGGAAUACGCUACCUUCAUUCGCAAGGCCUGGUCCAUCGAGAUAUCAAACUGAAGAACGUUUUACUCGAUAUAGAGAACAGGGCCAAGUUAACGGAUCUCGGAUUCUGCAUUACCGAAGCUAUGAUGUCGGGGAGUAUCGUGGGCACUCCUAUCCACAUGGCACCGGAACUCCUGUCUGGUCACUAUGACAGCAGUGUCGAUGUUUAUGCCUUUGGUAUCUUGUUCUGGUACAUAUGUGCUGGUAAGGUACGAUUACCAUACGCAUUUGAACAAUUUCAUAACAAGGAGCAAUUAUGGACCAGCGUACGAAAAGGUCUCAGGCCUGAAAGACUACCAUACUUUGACGAAGAGUGCUGGACGCUAAUGGAGCUGUGCUGGUCUGGCGAGCCGUCCAAACGUCCAUUGCUGGGUGCAAUUCAACCGGUAUUAGAGUUGAUCCAACAAAAGGCAGAAAGAGGCAAGUCCUUAGAACAACUCGACGCACUGAAACUACAAGAGACUUCAUCAUCCGAACAAAUAAAUCCUGUACUAGCAUUAGCAGAACCUAAUAAUCAAAGAGGUGCUGCACUUAGUCCGCUUCUCCCUAGACGCAAGAUUCUUAGAAUCAUGAAACCUGUUGCACCUUUUCACACGACCAAAUUUUACCAAACAGGCGUCUUCUCUAACAUGUUCGUUCAAAUGCGAGAGUUUUAGGUUGUCGGAGAGACAGGUGUCGUACUUUACACUGUUAAAUGUAGCUUUUACCGUUAUAUUUAUUGCUUGGAAUGCGCUUAAUAUACGGCUCAUACAUUCUCACAUCCGUUGAUUCCACGAUGUUACUCAAUAGUAUUUUCACAGCACAGUAUUACAGUGAUCAGCUUUAUGCAUUUAAGUUACAAGUUUUUACAGUUUUUAUCACUCUUUUGUUGGGUAUAGUGUAUCGUUUCAUUCUCCUUUUUUAUAAAGUCCCACAGACAAGUCUCAUAUAAGAUUUAACAAGGCUUAUUAAUACAAGAUGAUUGGGCCGAAGUCAUUCCAUGAUGUAUAUCAAAUGAAAUCAACAUAUAUUUUGUAGAUUAUAAUUCUUAAAUACAGUUGUGUGAAACUUUUGCAAACUUUAUUGUAGAUAUGUAUAAGCAUCUUAUGAUAUAUAAAUAUUUUUGUUACUUUUUACCAAGUUUUCUUUUUUUAUAUAAAAACAUAUUUAUUGCUGUAAAGUAUAACCAUUUUAAUUGUUAACUUCUUGAUUGUCCCUAAUUGUGACGACUGCAUGACUCUUGUUAGACUGGGAAAUAUGAAUGGUUAACCAUGAAUUGUAAUAUUGUUGAAGAAUAAAUAAAGUUUCUCACUUUCAUA
This is a messenger RNA of Ooceraea biroi (clonal raider ant), 4336 nucleotides long. It is a transcript of the gene Ripk5, whose product is annotated as receptor interacting protein kinase 5. NCBI's taxonomy places the organism in Eukaryota, Metazoa, Arthropoda, Insecta, Hymenoptera, Formicidae. Gene Ontology annotation, biological process: positive regulation of ERK1 and ERK2 cascade; cellular response to fibroblast growth factor stimulus; negative regulation of apoptotic process. Gene Ontology annotation, molecular function: protein kinase activity; ATP binding. The record is from RefSeq and is a predicted model, not a curated record. Gene Ontology annotation, cellular component: cytoplasm.